GGUGUACUGUCAGCCCCUUUACUCUGACAGGGAUUAUAGACAGUGCUGCCUUCAGAGAGAGGUUCAGGUGAACAGAGAGACCACAGUACUACAUCAGGUACAAGAGGUCUGUCUUAUUAAGUCAUGGACAAGAAGGCACUGGUCCUGUUUCUCUCUGGUCAGUGUCUUUAUUAAGAUUUUGUUUUUAAAUCCAUAUUUUAGAUUUUAAGUUGACAACAGUUAUCUGGCAGAAUUUUUCAUUUACAAGUAUUUUCACAUAUUGAGCUGGAAUGGAUAUCUAUAGGCUACAGUAGUUUUACAAAAUAUCAUCAUUUGUUUGCUAAAAACAUUUAUAUGUACAGGUACCCUGGUCGAAAAGUGAGCUUUUUGUUUGUUAGCGUCACACUGCAUGGAGAGCACCGUGGCAGAAAGCAAAAUUCCAAGCCUGUUUGUUCUUCUAACAUUGCAAGACAGUCAAGUUUUAAACCAAAGUCUCAAGAUGUGACGUAGAAUGUAAUAAUUCCAUUUAUUGAAUUUGCAUCAGGGAUAUGGGCCCGAUAGAAAAAACAGCCCACUCCUCUCGUAAGGGGCUCUACACUCUCUCCUCAUGCCUUGCUCAUGAGUAUCACUUUGGGAACAUGAAUAAGACCUGGACUGAAGCACAGAGAUACUGCAGAGAGAAGUACACUGACCUGGCCACCAUAGACAACAUGGAGGAUAUGAAGAAGCUGAUCAACACUGUUGUAGACAUUGGUUAUAAUGGUACCGUUUGGAUAGGGCUGAAGAAGGGAGAGUGGCAGUGGUCUCUGGCAGACAGAGAUUACAGUCAGGGAUAUGUCAACUGGGAAGAGAAUGAACCCAAUAAUUCCGGAGGGAAGGAGGACUGUGUAUUCAUGAGACGCAGUGGUAAAUGGAAUGAUGCCCCGUGUAACAUUCAACAGUUGUUCAUCUGCUAUGGCAUAAAAAAUUCCAAGGAGUCUUUCCAUUUCAUUAAAGAGACUAAAACGUGGCGUGAGGCACAGAGUUACUGCAGAGAGUACUACACAGACCUGGCCAAUGUGAGGAACCAGACUCAGAACCAUGAGGUAAUGACAGAGGCUGCUGCUAAUGAAGUGUGGAUCGGCCUGUUCAGAGACUCCUGGAAGUGGUCGGACGGAAGUAACUCCUCAUUCACAUACUGGAUAAAGGAAAAGCCCAACAAUUUCGAAGGAAAUCAGGACUGUGCCUUGACAAGGUUGAAUAACUUGGGAAGAUGGGAUGAUAUGCAGUGUUACAUAAACAGUCCCUUCUUUUGCUACGGUGCUCCGGCAGUGAAGACACAGCAGGUGGUGAGAGUGAAGCUGACCCGAAAGGACCAGGACAUGGACCUGACUGAUCCUGCCAUUCAGGAGGCCAUCUUGCAGCAGAUAAGGAAGAAGUUGACUGAGAAGGGGAUUUCUGAUGACGUCAAACUGAGAUGGAAGAAGCAGCCCGAUGGAAAGAUCUUCCACAAUAAAGAAAAGGAGAAGAAGAAAGGAGGAGAAACUCAACUGAGUAUGAAGCUGGAACUGUAAACACUAUUACUGUAGACUAUGGGGACUUUUCUGACCAAAAUCCCAUUUACAGCCCGACUAGCCAAAACCCUGAAAACAAACCCUUACCGUAUCCCUAACGUUAACCAACCCCCUAACCCUGACCUUAACCCUAACCAACCCUCUAACCUUAACCCAAACCCUAACCCUAACCUUAACCAACUCCCUAACCCUGACCUUAACCCUAACCUUAACCAAUAACUUAACCCUAACCUUAACCAACCCCCUAAACUUAACGAAUCCAUUAACCCUAAACUUAACCUCAUUUUAACCAAACCCCUAACCUUAACCCUAACGUUAACCAACUCCCUAACCCUGACCUUAACCCUAACCUUAACCAAUAACUUAACCGUAGCCUUAACCCACCCCCUAAACUUAACGAAUCCCUUAACCCUAACCUUAACCUCAUUUUAACCAAUUAAGAAAUGAAAUAUAGUCUUUCACGUACCCUUCGUUUCUCCCAACUUUUAUAUGUUAAAAAAAAAACGUAUUUCUUUGUAUCCUGUUCUUUAUACUCAGUAGCCAACAACAGUUAAAUAUUAUUACUGACACAUUAUAAUGUCAAAUUGCAUCUGGAUUGUUUUCACACUUAUUGUUCAAACUAUAAUUCCAAGAAAUGUCUAAAUGUUUCAGCUUUCUUGUUAUUGAUUCAAUCUAUUUCUUCUUCUUGUGAUUUCUCAGUUUCUAACUGUAAACAACUACCUUAACAUGAAAGAGUGAGUUUGAAUUUACAUUCUGUGGGUUAAAGGGGAAAUAGUUGUAUCUCUGUGUUUAUUCUGUAGUAUUUUUUUCAGGUAGUUUUAAUGUAACAGUCCCCACAGGGAGAAUGUGUAAAUGGUUGAUUUAUUAUGUAAUUUGUUGAUUGGUUGAUCAGUUGAAUGAUUGAUUGGUUGCUUUAUUAUGUGAUUGAUUAUGUUUUGAAUAGUUCUGUGAUUUGUACAGCAUUAAAGAUGAUUUCACUGAUAA
This is a messenger RNA of Salmo salar (Atlantic salmon), 2516 nucleotides long. RefSeq names its product C-type mannose receptor 2. The record is from RefSeq and is a predicted model, not a curated record. NCBI's taxonomy places the organism in Eukaryota, Metazoa, Chordata, Actinopteri, Salmoniformes, Salmonidae.